GCUAUGUUUUGGGACAGGCUAAUCUGCCAGUGAGCAGUGUGAGGUUCGGAGUGUAUUGUGUGAGCCAGUGUGCGGGGGACAGAUAAGGGAGCCAGCCAGCCUGCCAGCCCAAGCAACCGACCGCCUGACUGCCUGUUUUAAUGUGCUGACUCUGGGGAGAUUUGGGAGGGAAAAAAGAGAGAGAGAGCGAGAGAGAGCGAGAGCGAGAGAGAGAGAGAAACAUAUUGACUCCUCAGACGUGCGCGGACACCCUGGGCUCGUACGCCACCACUACUGCCACCACAGUCAAGCAAGGUCCACUAUCAGAGAGAGAGGGGAGAGAGAGAGAAAUCAAAGAGGAAAGAGAAACCUGAAACAUCCAGAAACCUGAAAAUCUAAACCUGAGGAUUUUGUAUCACCCCACUACCUUUACCCCGCACUUCUUCAACUGCUGCUUUCCUUUUUUUUAUUUUUUAUUUUUCUUUAUUUGUUUGUUUCUUCGCUUUUUUGUGUUUUUUUUUUCCGGGGACUGACUCCCAAUCCGUGAGGCAAAGGAGGAAAGAACUGAAGGGGAGACCACUGGCAGAAACCAGAGAGAACAAGGAACGUGAAAGAGCAAAAAAAAGCACUGAAUCUGAAGAUGUUCGAAAUUAGCCGAACACUCAACGCAGCGUUGUUGAGCAAUGAGCAGCAUCUCAAGAUGAUGGCGAGGUACGGGCAGCUCUCGGGACUAGCAGCCAGUGGCGCGGGCUCCGUCCCCGAGACGCACUCGCCGCUAUUUCCCAGGGAUCCCCUGUCGACGCCAGCCCAGCUGGGCUACAGGUCACCCCUGGGGUCGACAGAGACUCAGUGGCGUCAGGCAGAGCUCCCGCAGCUCCAGGGCUGGGCAGAGAAAGGACUGCUGACACAGCCAAAGAUGAUCAUCAGUAACAUGGAGGCCCCGGUGUCAAACGGCCCCAGCGGCAACACCUCCAACGGGCCGACCACCAACAGCCGCGGCUGCCCCUCCCCGAUGCAGACCGGCGGCGCCACGGACGACAGCAAGACCAACCUCAUCGUCAACUACCUGCCCCAGAACAUGACCCAGGAGGAGUUCCGCAGCCUGUUCGGCAGCAUCGGAGAGAUUGAGUCCUGCAAGCUUGUCCGUGACAAGAUCACAGGUGAGACCACAGGACAGAGUCUUGGAUACGGGUUUGUUAACUACAUUGACCCAAAGGAUGCAGAGAAGGCCAUCAACACAUUAAACGGACUGAGACUCCAGACCAAAACAAUCAAGGUGUCGUACGCACGGCCAAGCUCCGCCUCCAUCCGCGAUGCCAACCUGUAUGUGAGCGGCCUGCCCAAGACCAUGACCCAGAAGGAGCUGGAGCAGCUCUUCUCCCAGUAUGGACGCAUCAUUACCUCUCGCAUCCUGGUCGACCAGGUCACAGGCCCCACAGGCGGCUCCCGGGGCGUGGGCUUCAUCCGCUUUGAUAAGAGGAUAGAGGCCGAGGAGGCCAUCAAGGGCCUGAACGGUCAGAAGCCGUCCGGCGCCGCCGAGCCCAUCACCGUCAAGUUCGCCAACAACCCCAGCCAGAAGACCAGCCAGGCCCUGCUGUCCCAGCUGUACCAGUCCCCCAACCGGCGUUACCCUGGGCCCCUGCACCACCAGGCCCAGCGGUUCAGGCUGGACAAUUUGCUUAAUAUGGCCUAUGGCGUAAAGAGGUUCUCCCCCAUCACCAUUGACAGCAUGACCAGCCUGGUGGGCAUGAACAUCCCGGGCCACACGGGGACCGGCUGGUGCAUCUUCGUGUACAACCUCUCCCCCGACUCCGACGAGAGCGUUCUCUGGCAGCUGUUUGGGCCGUUCGGCGCCGUCAACAACGUCAAGGUGAUCCGCGACUUCAACACCAACAAGUGCAAAGGCUUCGGCUUCGUCACCAUGACGAACUACGACGAGGCGGCCAUGGCGAUCGCCAGCCUCAACGGCUACAGGCUGGGCGACCGCGUCCUCCAAGUCUCCUUCAAGACCAACAAGACGCACAAGUCUUGAGCCAGUGAACCGGUGAAUCCAGUUUGCACCCCCCCCACCACCACCACCACCACCACCACCACCACCCCCCUUCCAUCGCCAACUUGGUCCAGUCCAAACACCCCCCUACCCUGUCCCCCUUCAAACGCCUCUCCCCCGAAACCCCUCACCCCACCCUCCCCAACCCCACCCCAGAACACCCCAACCCCCCCGGUCCCUUUCGUCACAACCUUCUAUUGCCACUCUCUGACAGCCAUCCGACACAGCAAACUCAACCCCAAACUUCAACCCCAAACUCAACGCCAACACAGAGCAACCGAUUAAAAAAUCAUCAACAAAUUGAACUAGAAAUGGCUUAUAUUAUAACUUUGGACCUAUAAGCCAAUGUUGCCUAAGUAUUACAAAAAUGAAAUGAUGAAAUGUGUCCAUAUGUUUUCGGAAGCUCCUGUGAUAAAACAGGCUUCUCUCUUUGAUGUGUAAUUUUUCUGUUUGUUUGUUUGAUUGUUUGUUGUGGUUGUUAAAGAAAAUGAUUUUUCUCUUCUGUGCACACAGUAGCAAACCCCCCUGUACUUCCCUUAUUUCAGAGAAGAGAGUUUUAGAUUGAAACCUUUUUCUCUGUCUUGAUUCAGGAUUGGUUUUUCUUUUUGAAAUCCGGAUCCACUGUCGUCAACGGUUACGUCCCCCCCUGUGGUUAAAAGGGAGGGGGCUCCUCAGUUUAAGUUUGGUUUUCAAUUGGUGAACCAUUCAUUCAUUUUUUUUCGUGUAAGUAUUUGAUUCCCUCUCCACAGCCCCACCCCCUUAUAGAUUAUAGAUGGGACGGCAUCGUCCCCGAUAACUGAUGCAGAUAAAAUAUGAAUUUCUAA
Molecule: messenger RNA, 2853 nt
Organism: Gadus morhua (Atlantic cod)
Lineage: Eukaryota; Metazoa; Chordata; Actinopteri; Gadiformes; Gadidae
Gene: elavl4
Product: ELAV like neuron-specific RNA binding protein 4
Exons: 9
Coding region: 620-2011 (463 amino acids)
Cellular component (GO): ribonucleoprotein complex
Molecular function (GO): RNA binding
Source: RefSeq, a predicted model, not a curated record